Messenger RNA from Mollisia scopiformis, 628 nucleotides. RefSeq lists its product as uncharacterized. The record is from RefSeq and is a predicted model, not a curated record. The transcript has a single exon. NCBI's taxonomy places the organism in Eukaryota, Fungi, Ascomycota, Leotiomycetes, Helotiales, Mollisiaceae. Bases 8 to 628 code for a protein of 206 amino acids.
GCCAACCAUGAGUUCAAAGAACCCAUCCACAGAAGCACAUAUCCUCCCAGACCCCUCAUCCGAACAUCACUCCCAAUCCUGGCGCAUAACCAGCGGCCUCGCUUACACACACUCCCGAGCCCUCCUCAUAGCCUACAAAUCCCAACCCACCGCCUUGAUCCUUUACGGUCCCUACCCCAAAAUCGCCAUUCACGGCCUCGGCACCGUCAAGAUUACCGUCCUAAAAUCUUCGUUAUCACCGGAUGAACACGUUAUCACGCUCAGAAACGUACUUCACUGGCCAGACGCGCCUACUAAUGCCUUCAACCCUCUGUUGAGAAAGAGGAAUGAAGGGUUGGGCGAUUUGUAUGAGGUAAGUCCUGAUGGGGCGAAGGGUUGGGUUGGUGACGAGCAGGUUUGGUAUGCUAGAAAAGAUGAGGGGGGUGCGUUGAGGUUGGUUGUGAGCGGAGGGUAUGCAGGAGGGGAUGGGGUGAGAGGGGUGUACGCUACUGAGGAUGAAGAGUCGGUUUUGGGGAUCACUGAGAAGGUUCCGUGGAAGUCAGAUGUUGUGACGCCUGAAAUGAUGGAGGAAGAGAAGCGGAAGGAGGAGCAGAAGAAGAAGAAUGAGAAGGAGGAGGAAUGCAGCUGA